AUUAUUUCCUCCACGCUGCCAAAACUGCGUCCAUACCGACGGACUGAUCAGGGAACGAAAAUACACCCAAAGACUCAACGACAAUGUUUAAAUUGGAAGGACUUGGGCCUAAAAUGGACCCAGAAGAGAUGAGGAAGAAAAUGCGAGAGGACGUCAUUUUAUCCGUGCGCAACUUCAUCAUUUACGUUGCCCUCCUCCGAGCCACUCCGUAUGUUUUGAAGAAGCUGGACAGCAUAUGAUCGGAGAAGCUCGUCUUCACGCCCAUCUUCCUUCACUCCCAUUGGCAGUUUUCUGCAUCGAAGAUGACAUGUGCAUCACCAUUUAGCCCUGGACCAAUAGGACACUGUGGGAUAUAACCAGUGUCCAUCACUGCAUCUGAGAAACACUGAUGAUGUUAUUUGGAGUCAAGUUCUUUGUUACGGGUGACAUUUGCCAUGUUGUCACACAGUGCUUUAUAACUAACAAAACAUCUGAUUAUGAGCAUUGCGAAAAGCAAAGUUAGGCAGUAUGUGUUUGAUUUAUCAUAUGAAAUGAAGAGUAAAAUGUAACUGCAACAGAAUUCCCUCCAUGUUUCCUACGGACUCUUUAAAGUAUUCCACUAUGAAACAUUUGUCAACCCAAUAACGAUACUCAAAUUAUUUGAUAAAGGUGUUUGACUGUAAAGUGAUGUUUGCCUGUCCUGUUUAAAUUCGCUAAUAAAAUCAGCUGAGACGCA
Messenger RNA from Lampris incognitus (smalleye Pacific opah), 715 nucleotides. RefSeq names its product translocase of outer mitochondrial membrane 5 homolog (yeast) (gene tomm5). Lineage: Eukaryota; Metazoa; Chordata; Actinopteri; Lampriformes; Lampridae. The transcript is spliced from 2 exons. The coding region runs from base 84 to 239 and encodes 51 amino acids. Gene Ontology annotation, cellular component: mitochondrial outer membrane translocase complex. The record is from RefSeq and is a predicted model, not a curated record.